This is a messenger RNA of Scophthalmus maximus (turbot), 1576 nucleotides long. RefSeq names its product ras-related protein ORAB-1-like. The transcript has 6 exons. Bases 332 to 943 code for a protein of 203 amino acids. Gene Ontology annotation, molecular function: GTPase activity; GTP binding. The record is from RefSeq and is a predicted model, not a curated record. NCBI's taxonomy places the organism in Eukaryota, Metazoa, Chordata, Actinopteri, Pleuronectiformes, Scophthalmidae.
UGUGUCCCGUGGUGCCACGUUUCACUACAUGACGUCAUCCCUGUCAGAGCCGGGAGGAUGCUGCGGCAGUAACGUGAACAACCGACACACACACACACACCGCCCCGCGUAUCGUCGUUCGGUCCCGGUCCCCUCCAGGUCGCGGACACGGCUCCUCUGCGCUCCUCUCUCCACCGACCAGCGCGCUCAUGUGAGCCGCGUCCUGUUCGGAGCUGCAGCCAUUUUGGUUUGUGACCGAGGAGCGAGCCGGUCGCAGCGGCGUCGCCGAGCAGCGCUGUAGAUCCGACCGGAGACGUUUCACGCAAGGGCCACACCGGGAAUCGAGUCCACCAUGAAUCCAGAAUAUGACUACUUAUUCAAGCUGCUCUUGAUUGGAGACUCUGGUGUCGGAAAGUCUUGCCUUCUUCUCCGAUUUGCCGAUGACACAUACACAGAAAGUUACAUUAGCACUAUUGGUGUGGACUUCAAAAUACGAACCAUAGAAUUGGAUGGAAAGACGAUUAAACUUCAGAUUUGGGAUACGGCGGGACAGGAGAGGUUUCGUACAAUAACAUCCAGCUACUACAGAGGUGCUCAUGGUAUCAUUGUAGUGUACGAUGUCACAGACCAGGAAUCCUUCAACAAUGUCAAACAGUGGCUACAGGAGAUCGAUCGCUACGCCAGUGAGAACGUCAACAAGCUAUUGGUUGGGAACAAGUGUGACCUGACGACAAAGAAAGUGGUGGAUUACACAACAGCAAAGGAGUUUGCAGACUCUCUGAGCAUCCCCUUUUUGGAAACCAGUGCCAAGAAUGCCACCAAUGUGGAGCAGGCCUUCAUGACAAUGGCUGCUGAAAUCAAAAAGAGGAUGGGCCCCGGGGCCGCAGCUGGAGGAGGGGAGAAGCCCAACGUGAAGCUGACCCCCGGCACUACUGUCAAGCCUUCAUCAGGAGGAUGCUGCUGAGAGAUACAACCUCCACUUUGACACCCCCACCCUGUGUCACAGGAAAUCCCUCACAACCAGACAGGACAGGGAAGACAUGAUCACAACAUGUGUAUGUGAGACCAAGAUGAAGUUACCUGUAUUUGUACUGUACUUACUGUAGCCGCAAUACCAACAACAAAUAAAGCAUUGUUUUUGCAUAGUGUCCUGUUUUUGAUGGCCCAGCCCUGACCCACUCACCCCAUCUCAGACCUCAAGGAGAAUUCAUUUUAUUUGCUCCUCUGUAAGCAGGUUCAUGAGGUGUGUGUGUUUGUCUCUGCACUCCUACUGAAAGGUUGCUAAACUAAUCGAAUUUGUUCGUAUAGAUCCUCUGUUGUUUCUCUUAUCCCCUCUGUGAAUACAUUGGUGUUUGUGUCACUGUCCGUCAGUCAGUCUUUCCUCAUUUGAAGGUGUUUUGUUAUUUUUCUCACCAACCUCUUCACUGCACUGCAGUAUGUCACGUUCAUCUAAUAUCUAGUGCAACAGUAUAUGUACAUAAACAGUAUGUAUAUAUUUGUAUUUGUAUAAGAUCUGAUUUGCUAGUUCUUUAGUGUUAAAUACAUUUUUGGAUUAGCCCUGAAUCUUUUUCUCUGCAUUAAAUCUGGCUGAAGACAA